Ipomoea nil (Japanese morning glory) is the source of this 1010-nucleotide messenger RNA. RefSeq names its product abscisic acid receptor PYL4-like. Gene Ontology annotation, molecular function: protein phosphatase inhibitor activity; signaling receptor activity; abscisic acid binding. Gene Ontology annotation, biological process: abscisic acid-activated signaling pathway. The record is from RefSeq and is a predicted model, not a curated record. Gene Ontology annotation, cellular component: nucleus; cytoplasm. The transcript has a single exon. NCBI's taxonomy places the organism in Eukaryota, Viridiplantae, Streptophyta, Magnoliopsida, Solanales, Convolvulaceae. The coding region runs from base 118 to 762 and encodes 214 amino acids.
AUUUAUAUAUAUAUUCUGUCAGUCUGUCCCAUUGGAAAAAAAAAAAAAAAAAAAAAAACAAAGAGUUUCACUUAUAUAUGCGUGUAUAGAAUCAUCAAGAGCCCAUCUGAAAACAAAAUGGCUCCGAACCCACCAAAGACUUCUGUUCUACUUCAAAGAAUCAGCACCGCCACCUCCACCACUCGUAAGCAAUCUCAGCCGCCGCAUCAACGGCUGUCAUCGCCAAUAUCUUGCGCCACAGUCACAGAGGUCCCGGAAACGGUGGCCCGCUAUCACACCCAUCCGGUAGGACCCAACCAGUGCUGCUCCGCCGUGAUCCAGCGGAUCUCCGCCCCCGCCUCCACCGUUUGGUCCGUCGUCCGCCGCUUCGACAACCCCCAGGCCUACAAGCACUUCGUGAAGAGCUGCGACGUCAUCGUCGGAGACGGCACCGUGGGCACCCUCCGCGAGGUCCGCGUCAUCUCCGGCCUCCCCGCCGGCAGCAGCACCGAGCGGCUGGAGAUCCUCGACGAGGAGCGCCACGUCAUCAGCUUCAGCGUCGUCGCCGGCGACCACCGCCUCGCCAACUACCGCUCCGUCACCACCCUCCACUCCGAGGCCACCGGCGGCACCACCAUCGUCGUGGAGUCCUACGUUGUUGACGUCCCGCCGGGAAACACGAGAGACGAAACCUGCGUCUUCGUCGACACUAUCGUCAAAUGCAACCUCCAAUCUCUGGCGCAGAUCGCCCAGAAUUCCUGCCGGCGAAACAACAACAACUGAUGUUGUUAGAACAAGAUCUAAUAUGAAAAUGUCAACAUUGAUUAUCUGGAUCCAGAUCUUAGCUGCUAGGCAUUGUGAGUUCUAUGAUUUAAUUUGUUGAGAUAUUUUGGAUGGUAUGAUAACUUGUGAAUUGAUCACUAUGUACAUACAUAUUAUCCUUAAGUUUUUGUUUUAGCUAGCCAGCUAUUGUUGCAUUAUAUUGCCUUUGAGAUGAAUGAACUUUAAUUUAUUAGGUUUUGUAUAUUCAA